AUGCUGAUACAGAGUAUUCUCCUCGGACUCGUGGCUGCCAGCACUGCUGUCGCGGCCCCAAGUUCCCCUCGAACUCCCGCUGCUGGUGGCGAUGACAACGGCAUCACGCUCGAAGCGCGUGACUUGUUGUUCAAAGUCUGUCGCCACGCAGACUUCAAAGACUGCUUGGAUUAUCCAGCAAAUCUCGGCUCCUGCAUCAACGCCCCCAAUGGCUGGAAUGACGCCAUCAGCUCGGUCAAGACCACAGAUCCUUUUAUUUACUGCUUCAUCUAUCGUGAUAGUAACUGCUCUGGCGACCGAGGCGGUCCGGUUUACGAUGACGACAGGCAUCGCAACCUGGAAGACUUUGCUUGGAACGAUGUCAUCAGCUCGUGGCGGUGCAGCUUCACCUAUGAGCGUUAG
Microdochium trichocladiopsis is the source of this 402-nucleotide messenger RNA. RefSeq lists its product as uncharacterized. NCBI's taxonomy places the organism in Eukaryota, Fungi, Ascomycota, Sordariomycetes, Xylariales, Microdochiaceae. Bases 1 to 402 code for a protein of 133 amino acids. The record is from RefSeq and is a predicted model, not a curated record. The transcript is spliced from 3 exons.